ACUACAGAAUCUGUAACGCAUUUCGGAAUUAAUUAAAUAUUUCACAUUAACGCAAAAUUAAUGGAAAGUACGAGACGAACCGCAAACCUUGUCUCUUUACAUUAUAUAAAACUAACAAGAUGUUACCGGCAACGCUUGCGUUUAGUGAAACGCUUCUGUUCUGAGCCAAGAAUAGCGCUAGUGUCUGCUCCCCGAAGUGUAUGAAAACAACAUUGUGUUUAGUGACAAGUUUUGGUCAAAUUUUGAUCAAAAUGAUCGAGGAACACGAUGAGCGGGAGACGAUAUGUGAUUCAGUGUCAUCACUUGUCGAGGGUUGUCGUUUGCCGGUUAGGAUGCAAGACGGCGACGACUGGCCGCUCGCUGAAAUCAUCAGCGUCAAAGAGAUGCGAGGUGUCAAAUGCUACUAUGUCCACUAUGUGGAUUUUAACAAACGAUUGGACGAGUGGGUGAUGGAAAAUUGUUUAGAUACGCGGAAAGUUCAAUUUCCAAGGCGAGAUGGUACAGCGCCUGGAACGGGGGCAGCGACACCAAAAAAACAGAUUCCUAGCAGGCCGCCGAGUCCAAACAAUGUGAUACCUGAGCCGGUCAACGGUUCGGCAGUACUGCAAGCAGCGUUACAAAAAAAAAUUUCUAGAAAAAGAAAAGCUACAUUCUUAGAGAACGAGGAUUCUCAAGAAGCACCACCGCAACCUGUACCUGCGGCUACCGGCCCAAGGUCUACCGGUUCACUGGUAGCGCAUCACCACGAUGAUGUUGUAACUAGGAUGAAAAAUAUAGAAUUAAUUGAAUUGGGAAGGCAUAGGAUAAAACCAUGGUAUUUCAGCCCGUACCCUCAAGAAAUGGUCAGCCUCCAAUGUAUUUACAUAUGUGAAUUCUGCCUCAAGUAUCGAAAGAGUCGAAAAUGUCUAGAAAGACACUUGGCAAAAUGUAAUUUAAGGCAUCCGCCUGGAAACGAAAUAUACAGAAAAGGCUCGAUAUCGUUCUUUGAAAUAGAUGGAAGGAAAAACAAGAAUUAUGCUCAAAAUCUUUGUUUAUUAGCAAAGUUAUUCUUAGAUCAUAAAACUUUAUAUUACGACACAGAUCCCUUCUUGUUCUACGUUAUGACACAAUUCGAUAGCCGAGGUUUUCAUAUUGUGGGAUAUUUUUCGAAGGAGAAAGAAUCGACCGAGGAUUACAAUGUCGCUUGUAUUUUAACAAUGCCUCCUUACCAGAGAAAGGGUUAUGGAAAACUGUUAAUUGAAUUUUCUUAUGAAUUAUCGAAAUUUGAGGGUAAGACUGGAUCUCCGGAAAAGCCACUGUCCGACUUGGGGUUAUUGUCGUAUAGAAGUUACUGGGCCCACACGAUACUAGACAUUUUACUAAACGUCAAACCCUUAGUCGAGAAUGAAAAACCACAGAUAACGAUAAACGAAAUAUGUGAACUGACGUCGAUAAAAAAAGAAGACGUCAUAUCAACGCUGCAAAAUUUAAACCUCAUUAAUUACUACAAAGGACAAUACAUCGUUACGCUUAAUAGAGAUAUAAUACAGCAACACGCCGCCGCAAUGGAGAAGCGUCAGAUAGGAAUAGACCCAAAAUGUCUUCAUUGGACACCAAAAGACUGGAGCGUCAGAGCGAAAUGGAAUCCUGGAACUGAUUAUCUACGUCACGCAAGCGUGCAAAAUUGUACAUAACUCUCGAAUUUGUGGGGCUUUUUUUCUCGUUUUAAACCUGCUGUGUCUAGUUUCAAAAAUAUUGCAUGAUACAUAUACACCAUAUGUAUGUAUAUAAUAUUGUUAGAUGUAAAUUCUUAUACUUGUACAGAUAGAGAUCUUGUUAAUUAUUCAUUCCAUAUGUGUUUUAAGUAUAAUUGGUUUGCCAACGCUCUUUCUUCUAUAUUAUUUUAUUGUAUUUAAUAAUAUUUAAUAAUAUAGGAAUAACGAUAAUUAAUAAUAACAAUAAUAAUAAUUAUAGGACAACGGCCAGAGCAGUUCGACGUCGGUGUGGUGCGCUUGUUAUUUGUUCGGAUCUUGUAUUUUAUGGUACCACUCACGAUUGCACAGUUAUUAUAUUAAUAUACAAAAUCGUAGAAAGAUCAUCUAUUUGUAUGUCUGAUCGUCUGCAUGCACGGUAGCGUUGAACAGCUCGUGACCAAACUUGAACUGCGUACAACUUGGGCAUAAAAUAAUAAAUCUUCGUCUGCGGCAUUGAAGAACAAGCAAUGUGGUGAACUUGACUAGAUUAAUGCCGUCAGUAACCGUAUAGUAAGAAUGAAACAAGAGAAGUAUGCUCAAAAAAUGCGAAUUUUAGUCUCAACAAGGGAAUUCAAAGUUUUACAAAUACUAUUUUCCUUUUAUAUGAUAUGGAAAUUGCUCUCGUCGCUCAAUUUAUUCCGUUUGCUUUUCUUUUUCCUUUCAAAUUCAUUGCCCGGCUAGUUGCCCACUGUUUAAAUCCGUUAAUACCAGCACUGUCUAUACGCUUAUUUUUAAUUACACCUAAGACUAUUUUUAAACGUUGUGGUCGAAAGGUGCAAAGGAUCUUUGGUCUGGACAUUUCAUUCAUUCAAUAGGUCCAAGUGCACUACCCCAUGCAUUGAUAUUAAUUUUCUCAUACAAGUAUGUCGGGCACCAGAAAUCAGU
Molecule: messenger RNA, 2618 nt
Organism: Neodiprion virginianus
Lineage: Eukaryota; Metazoa; Arthropoda; Insecta; Hymenoptera; Diprionidae
Gene: Tip60
Product: histone acetyltransferase Tip60
Exons: 6
Coding region: 201-1673 (490 amino acids)
Biological process (GO): regulation of DNA-templated transcription
Molecular function (GO): histone acetyltransferase activity
Source: RefSeq, a predicted model, not a curated record